AUGACGGAAGCUGGGUCUGAGGUCAAAGAGGAUCCAAAAUUGUUAGAAGCUUUAGUAGAGAGUAGAAAAGGGCAAGCUCCUUAUGCUGGUGCCUUCCUACUUAAAGAUGAGGCAGUAUAUGAUGAUACAGAUGAAAAAAAGAGAUAUGAUCUCAAAGGAAAAGAGUUAUUUAAUCUCCUUCAUGAAGUUGCUCGUCAAAUACAAAGAGACUGUGUUCAUGUUUUAUUCAGCAGUCGAGUUUUUGGGCGUUCUCCCACUGAUGGAUAUAGGAAACCUUGUUCGGGCUAUCAUCAACUAAAGAAGAUGACUAGCAGCAAAAUAUUUGCAGCUGAAGACCUUAGUGGGAGAAGCAUGGCGAUGCCUGGAGAGCAGUGGCCGGAGACUCUGAUGAGGCGAUCUGUGGAGGCCUUAUUAGUGGAGAAAAUUACGGUGGAACAACAACGUUUGGGUGUGGAUGAGAGUAAUUGUUGGGAAAUGAAAGAUAAAGGCAAGAAGAGAAUGAAGAGGAGGAGAAAGAGAACGAGAGGACUUGACAGUUGGCCUCAGUACUAA
Fraxinus pennsylvanica is the source of this 552-nucleotide messenger RNA. The record is from the annotation of a GenBank genome assembly. Lineage: Eukaryota; Viridiplantae; Streptophyta; Magnoliopsida; Lamiales; Oleaceae.